This is a messenger RNA of Pipistrellus kuhlii (Kuhl's pipistrelle), 7711 nucleotides long. RefSeq names its product cytoplasmic polyadenylation element binding protein 4 (gene CPEB4). Gene Ontology annotation, molecular function: mRNA regulatory element binding translation repressor activity; mRNA 3'-UTR binding; ribosome binding. Lineage: Eukaryota; Metazoa; Chordata; Mammalia; Chiroptera; Vespertilionidae. Bases 1458 to 3620 code for a protein of 720 amino acids. The transcript has 9 exons. Gene Ontology annotation, biological process: negative regulation of cytoplasmic translation. The record is from RefSeq and is a predicted model, not a curated record. Gene Ontology annotation, cellular component: nucleus; cytoplasm; synapse.
GCUGGUUGUCAUUUCACUCGGCUCGGUCCUCGGGAGAAGGACUCAGCCGCGGCUGCGGGACCCGAGCACCGGGAGGCGGCGGCGGCAGCGGCGGCGGCGCCUGCGGCGACAGCAGAGGAGGAAGGAGAGACGAAGAAGAGCGAGGCGGAGGCCGCCACGACGACAGCGGGCACUGCGGACCGGGGUAAAGCGACGCUGGCGGCUGCGGCGGCGGCGGCGGCGGCGACGACGACGACGGCCCAGCAACCGUGAGGAGAAACAAAAGCCUUCUAAAUUAUAGUUAAAAAAAAAAAAAACCUUAGGGGGAAAAAGAGAGCGCGCACCGGGGGGAAGGCCCGUCUCCUUUGACCACACUAGCGGGGUUUCCUUGCUCUCCUCCCCGCGGAGAAUCGAACUGAGGGAACUGAACAAACCGCCCCGGGGUCCCAUGAGGGAACCAGACCGCGGAGCCGCCGCGAGGGGAAGAGGCCGAGCCCGCAGGACCGUCCAGGUCGCCCCCGAGCUCCCCGCGCCCCCGGGCCGCCGGCUCGCCCUCCUGCAGUCUCGCUGAUCCCUCCCGAUCGCGACCCCCGACCGAUCGGAGGGAGAAACGGGUGUUUCCAAGCCCAUUUCAUGGGGGAGAGGAAGCCGGAGGGGAGCCCAAGAACAGCGACCGCAGCGAGACCUGCACCCAGAGCCUCAGGGACAGCCCCCGAGGCCAAAGCUGCACCCCGCCAACGAGCAGGCACCGGACCCGGAACAGCAGACACCUCCCUGCGGCCACCUCCCCAUUAGUCGAAGCUGAUUUCCUCUCCCGCAACCAGGAAUUCACCGCCCGCCCCAGAUACCCUAAUAUAAUCUAUCUAUCUAUCUAUAUAAAUAUAUAAUAUAUAAUGUUCUUAAAUUAUUCCUGAUUUUUUUUAACCAAGCUGCCAAGAAAAGAACGUAUUCUCCCCCGCCCCCUUUUGCCCUAUUCUAAUUUUUAUGUGAGUGAAUCUAAACUGCUGAGGAAGACCAUAUGUGAUUGUUAAAUUAUAUAUAUACAUAUAUAUAUAUUUUUACUCCGCACAGUGCUUAUUCUUCUACAUCCAUAGAUGCUUGAGAAGCUGUGUUUUUGUCAUUCAUGUACAUUUUCCUUUGGAAAAACAAAGCGCCUAUUUUACUAACCAAAGACUUGAUUUUUACCCCCUUCGUUUUUAUUCCCUCCAGAAGGAAGCCCAUUUGGAUGAGAUUUGGGUUGUGUGGUGUGUUUUUUUAGUGUGAUUUUUUUUUUCUUUUCUUCUCAGAGACCAGAAUUCCAAAUCAGAACUAUCUAGGGUGAUAAGCUGCAAUCUUUGAGCUAGCUAUUAAUAAGACAUUUCAAACAGAUAUUUUGGGUAGAGGAUACAAAGGCGUGAAACAUCAGGUUGUCGUGCUUUCAUUUUUUAUUUUUUGGCCUUUUUUUUUUUAUUAUAAGAUUCUGCUCCUAAAAAUAAUAAAUGGGGGAUUACGGGUUUGGAGUGCUAGUGCAAAGCAAUACUGGGAAUAAAUCUGCUUUUCCAGUCCGAUUCCACCCGCACCUGCAGCCUCCACACCAUCACCAAAAUGCCACCCCCAGCCCCGCUGCUUUUAUAAAUAAUAACACAGCUGCCAAUGGCAGCAGCGCCGGCUCAGCCUGGCUCUUCCCUGCCCCGGCCGCCCACAACAUUCAGGAUGAGAUCCUGGGGUCCGAAAAAGCUAAAAGUCAGCAACAGGAACAGCAAGACGCCCUGGAAAAGCAGCAGCUCUCCCCCAGCCCCGGCCAGGAAGCUGGAAUCCUGCCCGAAACGGAGAAGGCAAAAUCGGAAGAGAAUCAAGGGGACGCCUCUUCAGAAAAUGGCAACGGGAAGGAGAAGAUCAGAAUCGAAUCGCCCGUGUUGGCAAGGUUCGAUUACCAAGAAGCUGCGGGGCUCGGGACCUCCGCCCAGCCCCUGACGUCCAGCGACUCGUCCCUGACCGGCUUCAGUAACUGGUCAGCGGCCAUCGCGCCCUCCUCCUCCACCAUCAUCAACGAAGACGCCAGUUUCUUUCACCAGGGAGGGGUCCCCGCGGCUUCGGCGAAUAACGGUGCUCUGUUGUUCCAAAAUUUCCCCCAUCACGUGAGCCCCGGCUUCGGAGGCAGCUUCUCCCCGCAGAUCGGGCCGCUCUCCCAGCACCACCCUCAUCACCCUCCCUUCCAGCACCAUCACAGCCAGCAUCAGCAGCAGCGGAGGUCUCCCGCCAGUCCCCACCCCCCGCCUUUCACACACAGAAAUGCUGCUUUCAACCAGCUGCCUCACUUGGCGAACAGCCUGAGCAAGCCCCCGUCUCCCUGGAGCAGCUACCAGAGCCCCUCGCCCACCCCCUCUUCCUCCUGGAGCCCGGGCGGCGGCUACGGCGGCUGGGCCGGCUCCCAAGGCCGCGACCACCGCCGAGGGCUGAACGGAGGGAUCACGCCCCUGAACUCCAUCUCGCCCCUGAAGAAGAAUUUCGCGAGCAAUCACAUCCAGCUCCAGAAGUACGCGCGCCCCAGCUCUGCCUUUGCUCCCAAGUCCUGGAUGGAAGAGAGCUUGAACAGGGCUGACAACAUUUUCCCUUUCCCGGAUCGCCCCAGGACAUUCGACAUGCACUCCCUGGAGAGCUCACUCAUUGACAUAAUGAGAGCUGAAAAUGAUUCGAUGAAAGGUCGUCUAAACUAUUCAUAUCCAGGAUCCGAUAGCUCUCUGCUUAUUAAUGGUCAGUCCUCCCUGUUUCCAAUGGAAGAUGGAUUUCUGGAUGACGGCCGCGGAGAUCAGCCUCUUCACAGUGGCCUGGGCUCACCUCACUGCUUCACUCACCAGAACGGAGAAAGAGUGGAGCGCUAUUCUCGCAAGGUGUUUGUGGGCGGACUGCCUCCUGACAUCGACGAAGAUGAGAUCACAGCUAGCUUCCGCCGCUUUGGCCCUUUAGUCGUGGAUUGGCCCCAUAAGGCAGAGAGCAAAUCCUACUUCCCUCCGAAAGGCUAUGCAUUCCUGCUGUUUCAAGAUGAGAGCUCCGUCCAGGCUCUCAUCGAUGCGUGUAUUGAGGAGGAUGGGAAGCUCUACCUGUGCGUGUCCAGCCCCACCAUCAAAGACAAGCCAGUGCAGAUCCGGCCUUGGAACCUCAGUGACAGUGACUUCGUGAUGGAUGGUUCGCAGCCCCUGGACCCACGGAAAACUAUAUUCGUCGGUGGUGUUCCUCGACCGUUGCGGGCAGUGGAGCUCGCCAUGAUCAUGGACCGGCUGUACGGAGGCGUGUGCUACGCGGGGAUCGAUACGGACCCCGAGCUCAAGUACCCGAAGGGCGCCGGGCGGGUGGCCUUCUCUAACCAGCAGAGCUACAUAGCUGCCAUCAGCGCCCGCUUUGUGCAGCUGCAGCACGGCGAGAUAGACAAACGGGUGGAAGUGAAGCCAUACGUCCUGGAUGACCAGCUGUGUGAUGAGUGCCAGGGGGCCCGCUGCGGGGGCAAGUUCGCCCCGUUCUUCUGCGCCAACGUCACCUGUCUGCAGUAUUACUGUGAAUAUUGCUGGGCCGCGAUCCACUCCCGCGCUGGCAGGGAGUUCCACAAGCCGCUGGUGAAGGAGGGCGGGGACCGGCCCCGGCAUAUCUCAUUCCGCUGGAACUAGACCUGCAGGCCCGGCACAGCGCCCUCUCCCGUCCUCUCUGCCCUCCGCCUCCUCACGCCGGCAUGCCCUCUGUAGCAGUCUAACUAACAAUAGCAUAAUGAAGCAGUGGCCUAUCGUAGAGGUGUUCUGUAGAUUCUUGUGUCACUGGAAACGAUACGUGUGCACUCCUUUCUCCUCUCGCCAUCCUGCCGCCCGGAGGUUUUCUUCUCCUGCUAGAGAGCAAGCAGAUCCAUCCUUCCCGCAGCAUGUUCUCAGAGGAGAGAGAGAGUGAGAGAGAGAGAGAAAUGAAAUGAUAGAGUAUUUUGGGCUUUUAAUUAAAUUAUUGUUAAUAAUAUAACAUAUAAGAAUACCUUUAUUAAAAUAACCAUGCAACAAUAACACUAUUAGCCUAUCCUGACACAGUUUGUCUCCCGGGAAACGCUUCUGCCUUUUUCUUUCUUUCUUUCCUUUCGUCUCGUUGCCUCUCUCUGUUUCCAUCCCCUUUCUCUUCUCUCCCAGGCAGGGGAGGAAGUUAACAAUCACUAACAGGAAAUAGCAUGCUAAAGCGAACACAGAUGCAUGAGCAAGACUGAAGCAGCCUCUCUCUCAUUGCAAGGGGUCAGAGGCCGACUAAUUUCAUUCUGCCUCGGGGUCACUUCCACAUCCGAAGCAGUCAAGUAGGCAGAACUGGGCUUCUUUUCUUUUCAACGAUUGUGAACAUGUAGAAUGUAAAAAUUGGGGAAAUUGACUACUGCGGGGAGUGCACUUAUUUAUUCUUAAACUUAUCUGGUCACAGCCCUGGGGAACCUACCAAAGCUAGCGUUAAGGACAACUGGUGGAAAAGUAGCAUUUCUUCUCCCGAAGGACAAGUAUCUGCAUUUUAUUUUCCAUGUUCUAUCUAAACUCCAUUCUAAUUUACGCACACUCAUCAGGUGUCAGCCUUUGCUCUCCAUUUUGACAUUACCUCAAGGAUGUCCUUUUGAUUUUGUGUUCAAAUACACUAGUAGCCAAAACUGGAAGACAAAAUCGAUACACUAAUUGGCUGCUGAUUGGCUUACUUUUCAAUUUAAAGUUACUCUGGGUAUCCUGUAAUUUAGUUGUAACAUAGAAAAUGAAAAAAAAAAAAGUUUAAAAAAAAAAAAGUUGAGUAGUUGCAAAGUGUUCUGCACUGUUGAACUAAGUAACUGUGUAAAUCUGCAAAGGUCCGUAUGUUUAUCUUCCUCUUCCUAUAAAAUAAAAUACCGUUACAGUUUCAGAACUGAGCAUGGGACAUAGUCAGUGUUUGAAGUGCCAACUUCGUUGAGUAAUGCAUGCUUUAUUAUAAAUAAGAUCCUAGCUCGGAAAGGCAUUCUUACGUGUGGACAGUAUGCUUCAGGGGGGAUUUAACGUAGUCUCUUGAAGCCCUGCUCUCGGAAGCAACUUUGAUUUUAAUUGACUUGAUCUUAUGAAAUGCCCUAGCCACCAUUAAAAGAUUAUCAUCCGUGUGCAAACGUUUUAAAAAAAAACCACAAAAAACAUAAUGGCAAUCUUGCUAGUUGUGCUUCCUAACAGUACCAUCUCGGAUCCUUCAAAACCAAAGACUUGCCCCACACUAGGGUGGAACCACCUGGCUGAUGCCCCCUACCGAUUGUCUCUAGGAAAAGCAGCCCUUCACUUUCACACAGGCUCCACAGGUCAGAUGGAGGCAUUUGCUGUCUGGUAGUCCAACACGGAGCGGGCGCUGCUCUCCGGGCCCCUGCGGGGGCUGGAGGCAGCCCCUGGGCGGAGGGUGCUCUCGUGCAGCUGGUCAGGGACUUUCUUUUCUCCUGAACUACAUAAUCCUGAGCGGAACGUUCAUUUGCCUCUUUUUCUUCUUUUCCACGCCCGUAGGCGUCUUGGGGUGUGCUAUUGUGCUGUUCCUACUCAGUCAACAGGUGUGAUGAGUUAACAAGAAAUAACACUGUUUGAGAACUAGCUUUGAAUAAUAAUUUUUUCCCUUUGUACAUGACCUGCUGAAUUUCGGUACAGUGUUUUUGUAGCUAACUUAUUUUGUCAUGCACAUAAUGUAUAUUUGUUAUGCACUACUUUUGUAUAUCUUGUUUUUCCAACAGUGAACAUUUUUAGGCACACUUUUCACUGACGGGAUAUCUCUUUAUGCAAUACCUCAAUUUUUCAUAUUGCAAAGAGUAGCUUUUUGUACUUUUAUUACUGAGAGAUCUUCAUAUACUUCAUUUUUUAAUAUAAAUAAUUUUAAUAAAUUUUAUUUUCUUAUAUUCUGCUUUUUAUACAUUUCAGUGCUCUGCAUACAUUUUGAAUUAUGGAUGUUGUGCACUGGCAAUGCUAUUUUAGAGUCUGCAGAAAAGAGAAAGCAUGUUGCUUAAACAUCCUUCCCAGCACCAGCUGUUGGUGGACCUAGAAUUUAAGAGAUAGUCUAUGUGAAGUCACAAAUUAAUGAAGAAAAUCCGCAUGAAAAUGACAGAUAACACUGUAGUUCCUAAAAAAGAAAAAAAUUAAAUGCAUAAGCAUAGGGUAGAAAUUUAAAAUGACAAAAUUGUCUACAGCUUCUUACUAAGUUUUUAAAAUUAUUCAUAACGCAGACAUUUUUUUGGUGACCGUUUAGCCAUUUUUAAUAUUAAUAAAUUGAUGUUAAGUGUUUGAUUCAGAGAUGUCUGCUCUUUUAAAUCAUAUAUAAAGGAAAAAAUCCAGCCUGCCGUGGGACAGGUGUGUAAUGUUAGUAUGCAUGACUAAGGUAAGAAAUCGCUAUUCUACUAAUAUUUACUUGUGAUUGUGUGACAAGUGUGUUUACAGAUUAUUUGGUUACACUUCAAUUUACAGGGCAUAAACAAUUAUUAUCUAUUACUCUGAACUUUAUCGAUUACAUGUCCUUCAGAUUACAUGGGAUUGUAGUUGGGAGUUACCAUGUAACUCAAAACAUAAUUAACAUGUAAUUAGUUUACAGAUUUUAGGGUAUCACUUCAAUUUACCAAGCAUGUAGUUCUAGCGCACUAGCAUGGCACCAGCCAUGUACUUACAAUGUAGUUACAGAGUAAUUACAUGGUUAUUUUUGCAAUGUAAAAUAAAGUGUUUCUGAUUAUUUUCUAUGUAAAGGAGCCUCUCCCGCCCCCUCCAGGUCCCCACGCUUUGGUAUAAUAUAUUACUUCUCCAUACACAGACCUCUGCAGAAUGCAAAGAAAACUUGCAGUGAGUGAAUUUAGCAUUUGAUGAGAGUGCUGUUGGAAAGACUUGAUAACUCACCCCUUUUGUUUUGAAGAGUUGAAUCUUCUGUUAAAAGGUGAUUUGAAACUUGAAUGUGAUGAAUUGUGGCAAGUUAACUUCAAGUUAUGUGCAAUACUUAUUUCAAACUUUUGAGAGAUCUUUGCAGUGUAAUUCUUUGUUUUUAAUUGCAGACAUUUAAAAAUGUCAUUUUCUACUGUUAAGAGUAAUCCUCUUUCUUGUUGGUGUUUCUAAAGAAAAGAAUCAGAAAUCAAUCUUUCUACUAAUGUAAAUUUGAGAUUAUUUUUAAAAAUGGAAUAAAAGAGGUUUUGGUCAUUUGCUUUAUUUUAUUAUCUUAUUUUAAAGCUACUGUGACUGAUAGCAUUGUAAGAAUUGGGACAAUAUUGUAUUCAACUGUUUUAUUUUUUAUAUUUUUAAAAAUUUAAAGUAUAAUUAGUUUUUAUAAUUUUCAUCAGAUUUUUGUUAUAUUUUUUGGAAGUGAAACUUUUAGCAAGUGGGUGUCUAGUUUUUACUAAUCCCUAAUGUUUUUUCCCCCCCAGUGUAUUGCUCAUAUUAUCAGAAGGAAAAGUUAUUUAAGUAUGUCAGUUAAUUGUACUACUUGGCUGAAUUUCCAUAUAGUUUUUACUGUGUAUGGGGAGGUUGUAGUAUUUAUUAUAGCAUUUUAAAUAAGGGUAAUUCAUUUUUUAUUAAAGUCAUUUUCACGUUAAGUUCCUAUUUUUGUAUGUUCUACUCUUAAGUUAUAUAACACAGUUCCUUUUUAAAAAGAGUUCAUUUGUUGAAGUGCUAGUGGAAAAAUUAAUGUUAUUAAAUAGUUUGCAAAUGACUAUUUAUACCAGUAUGCAUAUAAUUUUUAAAUAUUUGUAAUGUGAGAUGUUGAAUGAAUAAAACUUUUAACUCAG